AUGCCACAUUCCAAGCAACUUGACAUGGCGGACAAGGCCAGGAGAGAUCACCCUCUCCUAUGCACACAAAUCCGUCAAACACCUACCAGCACAGGCAAUGUCCCUUUUGGAGCAACCCCAAAGUGCUUAUCCUUCCCUGCUGUGCCGUGUGCCUCAGACGUCACCCCCACCGCACCAGUGACUGCUCCACCAUCCGCACAUGGAACGGGAAGCACAACACCUUUGCAGAAUGCAUCAACAAGGCUCUAUGGGCUAGAGAUGGACACCAGAUAUGCGCCACAUAGCAAUGAGGCAAGAGCUGCUCCGCUCCAGGACAUGACCACAAACAUAUGUGCGCAAGAUGUGGUGCCACCACACACGGAGCUCAAACAUGCCCUCAAGCUCAGAAGGCAGACACCUUGA
Serpula lacrymans var. lacrymans S7.9 is the source of this 402-nucleotide messenger RNA. RefSeq lists its product as uncharacterized. NCBI's taxonomy places the organism in Eukaryota, Fungi, Basidiomycota, Agaricomycetes, Boletales, Serpulaceae. The transcript has a single exon. Bases 1 to 402 code for a protein of 133 amino acids. The record is from RefSeq and is a predicted model, not a curated record.